Molecule: messenger RNA, 924 nt
Organism: Alternaria rosae
Lineage: Eukaryota; Fungi; Ascomycota; Dothideomycetes; Pleosporales; Pleosporaceae
Exons: 1
Coding region: 229-894 (221 amino acids)
Biological process (GO): protein import into nucleus
Cellular component (GO): nucleus; cytosol
Molecular function (GO): nuclear import signal receptor activity
Source: RefSeq, a predicted model, not a curated record
UGACGCAGCACGAAACAGCAUCUCAACUCACGGCCAGUCUGAGCUCAGAGUGAAUGUGGGGUGAAGCUUGGACCAAGAAUGACGCCGAAGCAUCUCGAAAUAUCGCAAAGGCUGCGCAACAAGGACUAUUGCAUGACAGAACUUUUCACGCUCGGCUUGCAGCCUUACUGCCUUCUCAAGUACCUCUCUUUCGUAUAGCUUCGAAUCACGCGCCUGCGACACGCGAACAUGUCUUCAGUCGGUGUCAUCAUCUCAGGACGGCCUGUCAUCACCGAACCUUCCUCAGUCAUAUCGCCGACCCAGUUCGCCUUCCAAAUCCCUUCACAGCCGUCCUUCUCCCACAUCGUCGUCUUCCUGCUGCCAGGCAUCACCUUACCAGAUGGCACCGCCGCCGCCGUUUACGCGCAACUACCCGGUACAACCGAGUUCAAGCUACUCGGCGCAAUCGCAAACGAGAAAUCCAGCGCGAUAUUCAAAGUCAACGCGAAAGCCGGUGGGCCUGCAGGUGGUGGCCUAGGCGACAACGACGAUGCCAUGGUGGACGAGGGCGUCUCGAUGGACGCGUCGAACGGCAACACCGCGCCGCUAGCCCUUGGAAUCAGCGUUGAACCAGCGCAACAAGUCGCUGCAGCUUUGGCGCAAAACAAGGCACAAGAGGCCGCAGCAUCGGCCACACCGAACAUGGGGCAAGGCAACGAGCUGGUACUGAGAGGACAAAGAAGCGUGGAGACCAAGGUGCUGGCGCAGAGGAUCAUCAAGAACUGUUACGACUUCUUGACGAGCUGGGGCUCAGGAGACACAGUGCCGUUGAAGGCAUUCCAGGCAUGGUGGACGAAGUUCGAGGGCAAGAUCGAGAGGGAUCCGGGUUUCUUGGAGAGGAGCGAUGGAGGUUGAAGACGUGACAGCACCGGUGGAUUACAAGAC